CGUUUCCCCUACAUCACUUCCGUUCAUCUGCUGAUCGAGUCAGAAAGACAGUGGAAAUGGCGGCCUUCGGACGAAUUUCUCAAACUCUCCUGCGGUCCUCAUUGAUCCAGACUCGUCAACUCUCUGCCACAGCGGCUCAUGGUCAUGGGGAGCAAACAGCCAGAACAUGGAAGAUCCUCUCCUUUGUGGUUGCCCUUCCAGGAGUUGCAGUGUGCAUGUUGAACAUGUACCUAAAAAUGCAGCACCAUGCUGCACACCAUGUGGAGCCAGAGUUUGUCCCUUACAGCCAUCUUCGCAUUCGCAGCAAGCGUUUCCCUUGGGGUGAUGGCAACAAGAGCCUGUUCCACAACCCUGAAGUGAAUGCCCUCCCUGAUGGCUAUGAGGGACGUGAUGAGUGAUCUCUCCCUCAGACCACCUCACACACUGGGACCAGUCUCUUUCCUCAAUUCAUUACUGUUACUGGACCACACUCCCCAAACUGUUUACUCUUCUCUAUUC
This is a messenger RNA of Salvelinus sp. IW2-2015, 498 nucleotides long. RefSeq names its product cytochrome c oxidase subunit 6A, mitochondrial. Gene Ontology annotation, cellular component: mitochondrial inner membrane. Lineage: Eukaryota; Metazoa; Chordata; Actinopteri; Salmoniformes; Salmonidae. Gene Ontology annotation, molecular function: enzyme regulator activity. The record is from RefSeq and is a predicted model, not a curated record. Gene Ontology annotation, biological process: mitochondrial electron transport, cytochrome c to oxygen.